AUGCUGCUCAGCGUUCCGGGGAAAGACAGGGGGCCAGGCCCCAUGUUGUCAUCAGCGGCUGAAGGCUGCUACCUUCAACAUAUUCUGGCCAUGCAGCCACUUACGUCAGCUGUAGAAGCAGAGGCCAUGGAGGUGGGACAGGCCACCACGCUCCGGGACUCCACCUGGACCCGGCGGGCUCAGCAUCAGACUGUCCUAUCCAUCGACCCAGAUGACCUCUCUGCCGCCCCCACUGCCCACACGUGCAGGGCCCGCCCCUCCGGCAUCCACAUGGGCCCCUAG
This is a messenger RNA of Rangifer tarandus platyrhynchus (Svalbard reindeer), 282 nucleotides long. Lineage: Eukaryota; Metazoa; Chordata; Mammalia; Artiodactyla; Cervidae. The record is from the annotation of a GenBank genome assembly.